AUGUCUAUAGAAGAAGAUAAAAAGAGGGGUCCAGAUGACGUAGUUUCCAAGAGUGCCGGUGACAAUAAGAAUGGAACCAUGACGGUGACCGCUAAGAAACCCAAAGUCAUCAGAAGAAAAUAUAAAGUGAAAGAAUUAGAUUCCACAUCUCCAAUGGGAGUAUUACAACAGCAUAUAAACGAUAUAUUAGCACAAAAUAACUUGACGCAGGAUGAUAUAUCUAACGACAUGAAGUUGAUCCUUAAUGAUAAGGAAUUCGAACAGAAAUCACACAGAAUUGAACGUGAUGUAGAGAUCGUGAGCUUAUCUUCUAGCGGUGAUGGAUUAGCAUUAAUUCCACAUCCCCACACCCAGGAGAAAAAACAAAUCGCAAUAGUUCCGUUUGGUUUACCAGGAGAUGUUGUUUCGAUUAAAGUGUUCAAAUCACACCCUACCUACGUUGAAUCGGAUUUAUUAGAAGUAAUCAAGCCUUCUGAUUUCAGAGACGAUUCAAAAAUCAACUGUAAAUACUUUGGGAAGUGUUCAGGUUGUCAGUUCCAAAGCGUUGACUAUGAGCAACAGUUGAUUUUCAAGAGACAAACCAUAGAGAAUGCAUAUAAGCAUUUAGCACCUCAGUUGUCAGGCACUAAGGAUGCCCUUCCAGCAGUCAGUGCUACCGAGCCUUCACCAUUGCAAUACAGCUAUAGAACAAAGUUGACCCCUCAUUUCAACUUACCUUAUAAAUUACCAAAGGGAGACUAUCCUGCACCCAUGUUAGGAUUUGGAGCAAAGGGGAGACCAACAUGGAGAGGAGAUAAGGCUAAAGGGGGAGAUUAUUCAGUUCUCGAUAUUGAAGAAUGUUCGAUAGGGACGGAAAUUAUCAACUUGGGGAUGAAAAAUGAGAGAGCUGUCUUCCAUAAGGACUAUAAAAAGUACAAAAAGGGUGCUACCAUCUUGCUUAGAGAAGAUACCAAGAAGGAAGGUGAGGAAAUUAUCAGUGCAUCCAGAACCCCAGAAGGUGAAAUAUCGAAAGUGGAAGUUGAACUUGAUGAGGGUGCUGUAAAGCUUGUCAAAUCUUGUGUAACUGACCCAAGACAAAUCGUCACUGAGUACGUCAACGGCUACACAUUUGAGUUCUCAGCGGGAGAAUUCUUCCAGAAUAACAAUUCUAUCCUUCCUGCAGUUACCAAUUAUGUUAAGGAAAACUUAACGAUACCGAACUCCAAAGAAGGAGAACCAAACUAUUUGGUCGAUGCUUACUGUGGAUCUGGGCUCUUUUCCAUUACUUGCUCUACCGGUGUGUCCAAGGUAAUUGGUGUCGAAGUUAGUGCAGAUUCUGUUAAAUUUGCAGAACGUAAUGCCAAGGCGAACAAUAUUGAGAAUGCUAGAUUCAUUCAUGGUAAGGCAGAGCAGAUCUUUGGCGAAAUCGAUACUCCAGCCUCAAGAACUUCAGUUAUCCUUGACCCUCCAAGAAAGGGGUGUGAUGACGUCUUUUUGAAUCAACUUUCUGAGUAUAAUCCCAGAAAAGUUGUGUAUAUUAGUUGCAACGUUCAUUCACAGGCUCGCGAUGUGGAUUGGUUUAUCAACAAUACCAAGAACGGAAGCAAGUACAUUGUUGAAAGCAUUAAAGGGUUCGAUUUUUUCCCGCAGACACAUCAUGUUGAAAGUAUUGCAGUAUUGACCUUAAAAGAGUAG
Messenger RNA from Dujonia railenensis, 1674 nucleotides. The record is from the annotation of a GenBank genome assembly. NCBI's taxonomy places the organism in Eukaryota, Fungi, Ascomycota, Pichiomycetes, Serinales, Debaryomycetaceae.